Molecule: messenger RNA, 691 nt
Organism: Lotus japonicus
Lineage: Eukaryota; Viridiplantae; Streptophyta; Magnoliopsida; Fabales; Fabaceae
Product: universal stress protein A-like protein
Exons: 4
Coding region: 85-573 (162 amino acids)
Source: RefSeq, a predicted model, not a curated record
AAUCCUUUGCAUCUCUUAUCCACAAUUCAAAGCCAACAACAACUUUGUUAAGCUAAGCUAAGAUAAGAUAAGCUACUCAUUAUAAUGGAAACGAAAGAGCGGAAGACUUUGGUUGCUGUGGAUGAGAGCAAAGAGAGCAUGCAUGCACUGUCCUGGUGCAUCAGCAAUCUUAUUUCUGAAAACAACAACAACAAUAAAAUCCACAACAACCUUGUUCUCCUCUAUGUUAGACCACCUUCUGCUGUCUACUCCUUGGAUGCUGCAGGGUACAUAUUUUCUGAUGACAUGAUUGAUGCUAUUGAAAAGUACAAUAUGCAGUUAGCUAAUUCAGUUAUGAGACGAGCUGAAGAUAUUUGUGGAAACUUGAAUGCUUCCAAUAUAAAGGUGGAGAAAGUAGUUGGGACAGGAGAUGCCAAGAAUGUUAUCUGUAGUGCAGUGAAGAAACUAGGGGCUGACACCUUGGUCCUGGGAAGUCAUGACUAUGGCUUCUUUAAGAGGGCACUACUUGGAAGUGUGAGUGAUCAUUGUGCCAAAAAUGCAAAGUGUCCUGUUGUAAUUGUGAAGCACCCAUAAAAGAAACUGGUUUCCUUUAGGUCUCUGUUCAACUAAAACACAUCCACCAUGUUGUUGCCUAUAAUUUAUUUAAAUGUAAUUUGCACUUUGUUUAAUACAAAUCUACAAGUAUUUGGUA